This is a messenger RNA of Letharia lupina, 282 nucleotides long. RefSeq lists its product as uncharacterized. NCBI's taxonomy places the organism in Eukaryota, Fungi, Ascomycota, Lecanoromycetes, Lecanorales, Parmeliaceae. Bases 1 to 282 code for a protein of 93 amino acids. The transcript has 2 exons. The record is from RefSeq and is a predicted model, not a curated record.
AUGCAGUAUGUGUUUGUGUCUCUCCAGCUUAAUUCGCGUGCUGAGUGUUUUCCAGAGGCCAGGAUUGCUCAAAUCCUAAUACCCGAUGUAUGUGAGGCCAUGAGUCAGCAGAAGAAGGCAGCGGAGAAGGAGGCAGCGGAGAAGGAGGCAGCGGAGAAGGAGGCAGCGGAGAAGGAGGCAGCGGAGAAGGAGGCAGCGGAGAAGGAGGAAGCGGAGAAGAAGGCCAACGAGGGAGAUCCUAUGGCAGAAGAAUCGUUGAAACGUUUGAAGCUAUCUGAGUAA